UGGCCAUGCCAUUGUAAAAUCAAAUAAUUUGAUAGUUCAAUUAUAUCUUAUCCUUAACCAAUGCUUUAAAGUUCGUCCUAUGUACCAUCAGGUUUAGGAUUUAAGAAUGGCGGGUUUAUUAGAAAAAAUAAAAGACCUCUACCCAGACCAGGCAAGGGCAAUCGAAAAAGAAAAUUUCCGCAGUGACAACGACAUCCGGACAUUGACCAGAGAGGAUCUACAUGAACUGCUUGGCCCUAAGAACCUCAAGCAGAGAAAGGCCAUUUAUGAACUGAUAAACCAGCAGAAGCCAAUUGGGGAUUUUUUAAAAGACUUAAAAGCUUUUAUCCCUGCAGAAUCUUUGGAAGCUGCCCUGACAGAGAAUGGGGUCUUGAGUGGCUACCUGCAGAUCAUGAAGGACUUGACGUCCCAAGUAGGAAAGGUCCAAUCAUUUUUGCAGGCACAUGUGAGCCUGCUGGAGGAACACAGUUAUGAUAAUAAGGCGGCGAAAGUGCCACGCACAGGAAGUAAUGCGCAACAAGUUAGCAAUCUACCUCCAACACCAACAGCUAAAGGUGCGAUUUGAGAGUUGUAAAGAGCGGAAGAGAGACAGAUUUUGAAACUCAACACUUUCAAACGCAACAAUGUCUGCCUAUAAUGAAAAUUAUUUCACGAUUACCUACUAAACCAUCGAAACCAACCCAUAACUUUCUUUCCAAUGCUCCUAUGCUUCCAAAAUGGAGGUGGUUAUUGUGAGGUUACUUUGCAAUCUAAAAUUAGGUUUUCUUUUAAAGUAGUAUUGGCAACAAAGAUUUACAUAUUUUGUGUUUUCUUUGUUCAUUUGUUUGCCGUAUUUAUUUGCUCCCAAGGUUUCGGGGAUGCUAAGGAAGUCCCCAGUUCUAGCUCUCCAGAGAGCGGUCAAAGAGAUGGCUUUGACCUUAGAUCAGAUACUGACCCAGAUCCUUAUCCCAGCAACGUGGACCCAGAUGAGCCACUAGGAGCCCACAAAGCACAGCCUGUAGCAGAGGUUUCAUCCUCUGUUGCAACACAGAAGAUAAGUAUGACUGAAAAACUCCAUACUGUAACAUUCCAGUCUAUUGUAAGCGGCAAAACAUUAAACUGCGAAAAUACCAUAUUGGAACAAUUGAGGAACAGGGGAAAAGUGAUUCUUACGGAGACAGAAGACAGCCCCCAGCUCAUUAUUGUGUUCUGUCCAAUCACGUCACGGAUUGACUCAGACUUGGAGAGUGUCAUGAAUAAACAUCCAGAGUCAUUGGUUGACAAACCUGUUAUUUUGGUGAUGAUGCAUCACAGAUACAAUCCCAACGAAGUAGUCAUCCAGAAGCCAGGGUCAGUCCUCAAGAAAUGGAACAUUGCGUUGGUUGUCAACGUUUUCUACCACGAAACCGUGCAUGGAUUGGUGCCCUGCGUCAUGAACAACCAGGCGGUCGAUGAAAUGCACACCACAUUAAUGAAACACUGUGAAAAAAGCAUAUGUGAAUGUGUCGACGAUAGCGACAUUGCAAUGUCGGACCCCUGCAGUCAUAAUAGCAGCGCUUCCGAAUCAUUGGUUCAAUCAGGAAAUGACAAUAUGGCUUUGCUUGCUCAUGAAUGCAACACUGGUACUAGUAGUAAUGUAAUCUCCCAAAGGACUAGCAGUACAAGUAGUCAUGACCACUGGAGUGGUAGGCGUCCUUGUGUGGAUGCACGUCCCAUUGGAAGCCGUGGCAUAGCUCGUCAUGAUGACACACACGCUUUUCAAGGCCACCCAAAAAGUAUGGGUGAUUAUGUCGCUUCAAGUCACAGCAGGUUGAGUGGUGAUAAUGACACACACACUUCUGAUUUUCAAUGCAAACAAGCAGCUAAUGUUGGUAAUGCCAGAACACGUGAUAGUAGAAACAGUGGGACGGAUGGUGAUGACCACACUGGUAAGGUAGAUAAAGGAGCUUUCAAGAAAAAUUAUUUUCAGUGGAAGUGAUGGACAUUGUUCAUCUAUGUGCUGCCAGUGCUAGUAAAGCUAUUUUUAUUUUAUUUCUCAAUCAGGAAUAUUAUCUUUAGUGUGAAACAAUGGCGUCAUGCGUUCAUGAAGGGAAAAGUGGGUUAAUAUAUUUGUAUUGGAUCAAAGGGUAGGCUAUCUUUUUAAUGAUUAUAUUCGUACAAUAAAGUACUGUUACAAGAGUGCUUCAUAGAUAUACUUUAUUGGGCAUUGUUUUUUGGAUGAAAAAAGUAGGCUAAUGCAUCACUUCUAAUGCAUCAGCUUCCUUCAAGCUAAAUCAUUAAAAUAUGUUCAAUAUGCUUCUGUAACAAAGCAAUAUAAAUAUGUAAAAUAUGCAAAGUCCACAGAUGUUUUUCCAAUGAUGUAUUUCAAAUAAAGUCAAUGGAUUAAUCCCAUUCAAUACAUCAGGAAUGUUUUUGAUGUCACGAUGUACAAGCCCUACGGACGGGC
Messenger RNA from Gadus chalcogrammus (walleye pollock), 2425 nucleotides. RefSeq lists its product as uncharacterized. The transcript is spliced from 8 exons. NCBI's taxonomy places the organism in Eukaryota, Metazoa, Chordata, Actinopteri, Gadiformes, Gadidae. The record is from RefSeq and is a predicted model, not a curated record. Bases 698 to 1957 code for a protein of 419 amino acids.